Molecule: messenger RNA, 1274 nt
Organism: Photinus pyralis (common eastern firefly)
Lineage: Eukaryota; Metazoa; Arthropoda; Insecta; Coleoptera; Lampyridae
Exons: 3
Coding region: 102-1109 (335 amino acids)
Source: RefSeq, a predicted model, not a curated record
CGAGAACACGAACGCUUCAUAAGCUACGGUCAUAGGUUUCAGUUUGAGUUGUCGUCGAGCGAGGAUCGUGUAGUAUGUAGUUUAUCUAUUUGCGCUGCUUAAUGAGGAAUCUAUCUCAGUAUGCUGUUCAAUCCAAGCAAGACUCGAUUCAAAAGCGCCCAACAGAAUCUCAACUGCACCCAGAAAAGUUUUCACGAUUCAUCGGCAAGGGUAUGCGCAUUCCGGCAAUACAAAGCAAUGCAAUUAUAGCAAAGCAAAAUCCUACAUUCGCUACGUAUCCACAUAUGCGUCCUUUUCCCUAUUACGGUGGCUAUCCCCCACGCCCUCAGUUCUUGCCUGGUUAUCAGCAGCCACAGCAGAGCUUUACCAGCGCCUUACACUCAAUCGCGAAGAAUGACGAACUUCAAUGUGUACCAUUCCUUCUUUGCGAGUUAGUGUCAGGCCCAUCAAACGACUUAAAAGUGUCACUCCCGUUUAAUAUAGAUCUGGAUUCGGUUGUCAGAUUUCUACCAUAUAUUGGCGGUAUGGACACAUCGCCUAUUCUAUCAUUUGGUAAAGCAGUCCUCUUAGGAUACACUUCAAAAGGGAAUACUGACUCCUGCAUGUACGCAUAUCCCCACUGCCCAAGAGAUCCGGACCGUCUGAUCGAAUACCUCAAUAACUACAACGGUGGAUUCUUUAGAUUCUUUAACGGAAGACCGCAACCUGCAGGAAAUGAUUACAAUCCCUUAUUAUUGAACCAAAACACCCGUCCACAAAGAUACCCGCAGUUUAAAAACGAUCUAUUUAACAAUAACCGUAGAAUACAAAAUCAACCCAGUAAAUAUUUCACAAGGCCAAUUAAUGACGCAUUUAAGUUUCCCAGUGUCUUUGACGAUGAAGUACCUCAAGAUCCAGGGGUAAUAUUUAUCAGAAACUAUCUCGACGACAAUUUCGAGGGCAGCUUGUUUAGGAAACAGAAGGAGAUACAGUUUACAGAUAAUUAUGAGAACGGUAAUGUACGACCAACCCCAAUGGUGUUUCCUGAUAGGACAGGUACAGGCGAGUUAAUAUUAGAUGAUAACGGAGUCGUUGUAGGCGCAAGUGAUUUUGUUUAUUUUAAUAAGUAGGACUAGGGCAUUCUUCUGGCAUAAUGUGAUAAAUCAAAAUGUACGUAUUUUAAGUAUUUAUCUUCGCUUUUUGUUUUUCUUUCCAAAGUUGUUCAAUUGAAGCUUUUUAAUGUCGCACCUAAUUUCUUCUUAAUUUAGUUACUUUGAAUUUUCUUAGAUUUUAAA